Molecule: messenger RNA, 876 nt
Organism: Erigeron canadensis
Lineage: Eukaryota; Viridiplantae; Streptophyta; Magnoliopsida; Asterales; Asteraceae
Product: Werner Syndrome-like exonuclease
Exons: 1
Coding region: 40-684 (214 amino acids)
Biological process (GO): nucleobase-containing compound metabolic process
Cellular component (GO): cytoplasm; nucleus
Molecular function (GO): nucleic acid binding; 3'-5' exonuclease activity
Source: RefSeq, a predicted model, not a curated record
UAUAUUUUCUUUCAAAAACCCUGAAUUUCACGUUCUGCCAUGGCGACGACAUCAAUCAACAAGUUCAUUCAUCACGGCCACGCAGACACCACCCACACCGCCUACCAAGUCACAUUCUUCGAACACACAAUUUCCACUCUCGUAACCCACACCCCCUCCCACGUCGACAUCUGGAUCACCCAAACCGAACCCCUUCUCCGUCACACCCCCAUCAUCGGUCUCGACAUCGAAUGGCGUCCCGAUUUCCAAAACCCCACAUCCCGAAACCCCGUCGCCACUCUCCAGCUCUGUGUCGGACGCAGAUGUCUUGUUUACCAAAUGACCCAUUCACCUUUCAUCCCGAAUUCUCUCAAAAUCUUGUUAAAGAACCCGAAUUAUACGUUUACUGGUGUCGGGGUUCAGUACGAUGUGCAGAAACUUAACGAGGAUUACGGCAUUGUGGUUGCGAAGAUUGCGGAUGUUAGGGAAUUGGCGGCUCAGGUGUAUGGAAAUGUGGAGUUUAAGAAUGCUGGGAUUAAGACAUUGGGGAUGUUGGUUCUUCGUAGGGAGGUCGAGAAGCCGAAAAGCGUUACGUUGAGUCGAUGGGAUGAUUUGGUUUUGAGUGCUGAGCAGGUGAAGUAUGCGUGUAUUGAUGCGUUUUUGAGCUUUGAGAUUGGAAGGGUUUUGAUUUCUCACAAGGAUUGAUCGUAUUCGUAUAUGGUAUCGUGUUUUUAGCUUGAUGUUUUUAGUACUUGUGUUUUGAUUUAAAUGUUUAGGUUAUGUUUUGUCUUGUUGGUUGGUGAUUGUUUAAUGAUUAUAAGGAUUUAUGCUUGAUUAAAUCGGUGAAUUCUGCAGCAUUUGUUAUGAGUUAAUCGCAAUUACUAUAUGUUUUUUUAA